UUCUGUGCCGCGUAGAAAGUUCUUUAUCUACAACCCCGCAAUGGUAAGGGUUUGCUGUUACUUUUGUCUCUGCAUCUCUUUUCAAAACUUCUAACAUUAAUCCAAAGCAAGAAGAUCACCACGAGAGAGAGAGAGAGUUUACUGUGAGAGAUGGGGAGAGGUAAGAUUGAGAUCAAGAGAAUUGAGAACUCAAGCAACAGGCAAGUGACCUACUCCAAGAGGAAGAGUGGGAUCCUGAAGAAGGCGAAGGAAAUUACUGUUCUAUGCGAUGCCCAAGUUUCCCUUAUUAUCUUUGCUGCAUCUGGAAAGAUGCAUGAAUACAUCAGCCCUUCAACCACGUUGAUCGACAUCCUAGAAAGAUAUCACAAAACGUCUGGAAAGAGGCUCUGGGACGCUAAGCAUGAGGACUUAAACAACGAAAUUGAUAGGCUCAAGAAAGAGAACGACAACAUGCAGAUUGAGCUCAGGCACUUGAAGGGAGAGGAUGUGAACACGCUUAAUUACAAGGAGCUGAUGGCCUUAGAGGACGCCUUAGAAUGUGGCCUCGCUGGUAUACGCGAGAGACAGAUGGAGAUUUACAGGGCAUGCAGAAGAAAUGGCAAGAUCUUGGAGGAAGAGAACAGGGAGCUCAACUUUAUACUGCAACAACGUCUGGCAAUGGAAGGAGCGAGAGAAUUGGAGAAUGGGUUUGAUCAGAGCGUGAGGGAGUUCCAUUCACAACUGCCAUUCGCCUUCCGUGUGCAGCCUAUGCAGCCAAAUCUUCACGAGAGGAUGUGAGUCUGCCUCCUGCUACCAUAUAUAUAUCUCAGAGUUUCUGCAUUAGCUGUCACAUGCAUGCAAGCUCUUCAGUAGUCUUCAAUAUAAUUAUGAACUAGCUACUACGUUAUCUAGGGUUGGUGUGUGCUCUUAACUGAAUAAAAUGAGCCAAACUUCGACAUCUGAGUCAUGUUCUACUGUCAUUUUGAGUGCUUUUACAAUCUGGGUGGAUAUACGGUUACACCAAUAUAUAUACUAGCAUUGCUGCUGCGGCUAUGCAUGGACUAGACAAAUAUAUGCUAUACA
Molecule: messenger RNA, 1062 nt
Organism: Neltuma alba
Lineage: Eukaryota; Viridiplantae; Streptophyta; Magnoliopsida; Fabales; Fabaceae
Product: floral homeotic protein PMADS 2-like
Exons: 7
Coding region: 151-777 (208 amino acids)
Biological process (GO): positive regulation of transcription by RNA polymerase II
Cellular component (GO): nucleus
Molecular function (GO): DNA-binding transcription factor activity; RNA polymerase II transcription regulatory region sequence-specific DNA binding; protein dimerization activity
Source: RefSeq, a predicted model, not a curated record